This is a messenger RNA of Tachyglossus aculeatus (Australian echidna), 3481 nucleotides long. It is a transcript of the gene QSOX1, whose product is annotated as quiescin sulfhydryl oxidase 1. Gene Ontology annotation, molecular function: flavin-dependent sulfhydryl oxidase activity; protein disulfide isomerase activity. Lineage: Eukaryota; Metazoa; Chordata; Mammalia; Monotremata; Tachyglossidae. Gene Ontology annotation, cellular component: Golgi membrane. The record is from RefSeq and is a predicted model, not a curated record. Bases 1 to 2397 code for a protein of 798 amino acids. The transcript is spliced from 12 exons. Gene Ontology annotation, biological process: protein folding.
AUGGGCUGGCGCGGCGGGCGCCGGGGCCUCCUGCCGCCCCUGCCCGGGCCGGGGCCGGGGCCGGGGCCGGUGGGGGUGUUGGCGGCGGUGGCCCUGCUGGCCGGGGCGUCGGCGGCGGCGUCGGGGAGGUCGGCGCUGUACUCGUCCUCGGACGGGCUGGUGCUGCUGGGGGCGGACACGGUGCGGCCGAGCGUGCUGGCCUCCCGCACCGCCUGGGCCGUGGAGUUCUUCGCCUCCUGGUGCGGACACUGCGUCGCCUUCGCCCCCACCUGGAAGGCGCUGGCCACAGAUGUCACAGACUGGAAGCCAGUGCUCACCGUGGCGGCCCUGGACUGCGCCGACGAGGUUAAUGUGGCAGCCUGCCGGGACUUUGAGAUCUCCGGCUUCCCGACUGUGAAGUUCUUUAAGGCUUUCUCUAGAACUCCCUCUGCGGGCGAGACGUUGUCCGUGGCUGGUGCUGGAGUCCAGGAGCUUCGGGAAAAACUCAUCACUGCCUUGGAAACCCACCAAGGGGCAUGGCCCCCAGAUUGGCCAUCCUUGGAGCCAGCCAGGCUGGAGGAGAUCAGUAGCUUCUUCACCAAAAAUAGAGACCAGUUCCUGGCCUUGAUUUUUGAGAAGAAAGGGUCCUUCGUGGGCAGAGAGGUGACGCUGGACCUGUCCCAGUAUGAGGGGAUUGCAGUGCGCAGGGUCUUGGACACCGAGACCGACGCGGUUCACAAAUUUAGGGUCACCAGCUUCCCGUCCUGCUACCUGCUGUCCAGAAACGGCUCCAUCUCCCGGGUCUCUGUGCUCAUGGAAACCAGAUCUUUCUACACAGCAUACCUGCAGAGGUUACCUGGAGUCACUCGAGGCACCUACAGACCGACUGUCUCACCAACCUCCCAAGACACAACUACCCCUAUUGUUUGGAGAUCAGCAGACAGCUCCAAGGUGUACAUGGCCGACUUGGAGUCCUCGCUGCACUACAUCCUGAGGUUGGAGGUGGGGAGGUACACGGUUCUGAUGGGAGAACGCCUGGAGGCUCUGAAAAGUUUUGUGGCAGUUCUGGCCAAGUACUUCCCUGGACGGCCUUUGGUUCAGAACUUCCUGCGUGAACUGAAUGACUGGCUGAAGGAUCAAGGGAGGCAGAGAAUUCUGUACAGCACCUUUGAGGCAGUCCUGAACAGGAAGAAGGAGGGAAAUGUUCUGACUAAAAAGGUGACCUGGGUCGGCUGUCAGGGAAGCAAGCCCCAGUUCCGCGGCUUUCCCUGUUCCCUCUGGAUCCUCUUCCACUUCCUGACGGUGCAGGCAGCUCAGCACGCCAAGUACUCCCUGCCAGACACACCCCCCCAGGAGGUCCUCAGUGCCAUCCGGGGCUACGUGCGCUUCUUCUUCGGCUGCCGCGACUGCGCCGCCCACUUUGAGGAGAUGGCUGCUGCCUCCAUGGCCCGGGUGAAGAGUCAGGACGAGGCCAUCCUCUGGCUUUGGUCCCGGCACAACCAGGUCAACUCUCGCCUGGCAGGUGCGCCCAGCGAGGACCCCAGGUUCCCCAAGAUACAGUGGCCACCACGCAGCCUCUGUGCCCCAUGCCAUAAUGAGUUGCGGGGGGAUCCCGUAUGGGACCUGGGUGCCAUUCUCAACUUCUUCAAGGCCCACUUCUCUCCGGGCAACAUCGCCAAUGACUACGCUCAGCCUCUGAGGAUACUGCCAGCCCGCGGGAGGCGACUCUCAGUAGGGGAGAGAGAAAGGAAGGAGAUGGAGGAGGAUUUGAUUACAACAAUACAAGCUUGGUCCCCAGCCCCCACCAAGAAACCAGAGGGGCCAUUCAGAACCGAGAAGGGAAGGGAGCCAGUGAUGGAGAGAUCGGUCCUGGGCACAGAGAGGCGUAGGCCCCACCGCCCCCAGAGACCCAGAAUCAUACGGAUGAGUACAAAGGCCCAGGAGGAGGAAGAGGAGGAGGAAAUCGUGGACUUGGAUGCCUUCACCAGGGACCUCUACAAGCCUCAGACCCAGCCAGAAGCAGUUGUGAUGACAUUACCCCGACAACAGUUGCCACAGGGGCGGCGACUGAGCAAGAGGGACACGGUGCCCCUGCUACUGGUCGGGGAGGGAGAGGAGGAGGAGGAGAAGAGCCUCCUUAAAUACGCAGCGGCUUUGGAGCGGCUGAAGCAGCAGGGCCAGGGAGCCAAGCAGCUGGCCAGCAUCCUUGAGGGAAAAGAGGGGGUCAAAGCCCCGCUGGGUGGCCUGUGGCUGCGGUUGCUGGGCGGGGACUUCUCUCUCCUGGACGUCAGCCUCUGCAUUGGGCUUUACUUCCUGUCCUCCAUGUGCUUGCUGGGCAUGUACGCUUACUUCCGACUCAGAAUGAGGGUCCGCAAGGGCCGGGCCGGCUACCUCCUCAGCGUGACCAGCCGAGAUUGAGGAGAGGCAAGGCAGCCCCCAGUUUCUUUGCUGGUGGAGUCCAGAGAUCUGGGGUGCAAGUUACCUGCUGCUUCAGCUUCCGGCUGGGAGGGCGGGGGCAGGUGACCUUUGGAGAUGGGGUUGGGACAUGACAGGUGUGGCGAAGAGGGGUGGGUGUGCAGGAGAGGGAGAAGGCUGGGUCAGGUCAGUAGUUGGACAGCAGGAAAGCUUGGGGUUGUCAGUAGCCCUGGCCUUCCUCAUUCAGUAACCACAGCCUGCCUGUCCUGAGACCUUUUUCUGAGAUCUUGACUUGUUGGGAUAGCAGGGGGCAGAGCAUGUGAAGAAUCCAUGAGCCGAGCCACUCCACCAUCCCCGAGACAACGGGGUUGGGGAAAAAAACAGUGCUGCUGCCUCCAUCUUCCCUGAUCCUCAUCAGCAAACUAGGAUUACUGAUGCCACUGCUGCUCAUUGGCCAAUCCUGGGAUUGGAGGCUGGGAGGGAUGAGUCUCCUGCUUACAUGGGGUGGGAGGAAUGGCGAUUCCAAAGGUCUUUCUGCGGCCCAGGUUCGGUAGUGCCCCCUUUCCUGCCUCAGGGUCUCUCGUAGCACUUUAGAGCUCUCUCUGGGCUUCUCCAUCCCUGGGCAUGAGGUGAGGACUGCGGAGUGAAUACCUGACCAGGCACAAGGGCUCAAGAAAUCAGGUUUGGGGGUAAAUGGGGACAUAUUCACUGGUUUGAUUCUGGGUAGUCUGCAGGCACAGGGGUGAUCCUGAGCGAGAGUGGCUUCCGCAGUCUGGAGAAGGGCCCUGUAGUGAGGAGGGGUCUGUGGUACAGGGCCACUCGCCUUGGCUUUCUCCUUCUCUUCACUGCUCACUGGCUCCAGGCUGUUCCCUGCAGGAGAAGCAAGAUGGGGCAAGGGAAAACGGCUUUAACCAUCUGCCAUCCACCUCUGGGUCUGGUGCCUGUGGAAGCAAGGGGCUUUGCAUUGGGAAUGGUGUGGAGGGGGAGGGAAUGGGACUGAAAUCCAGCGACCACCCUAUACCUACUCCUCUCAGUCGUCAGGGAUCACUGUUGGUGUUUGUGGAAUAAAUUUUUUUUCUUAAGACUA